Molecule: messenger RNA, 1557 nt
Organism: Yarrowia lipolytica CLIB122
Lineage: Eukaryota; Fungi; Ascomycota; Dipodascomycetes; Dipodascales
Source: RefSeq, a predicted model, not a curated record
AUGAGACUCCACAUUUCGAAUCUCAACCCGUCGCUGAAGGAAGACUCGUCUGACCUGGUCAAGCGACUCAACAGAUUCGGGUCGACCACGUCUGAGCUUGAAGUCCGGCAGAAACCCACGAUGGAAACCGCCUACGGGUUCAUCGACAUUGAUCUCGAGGACAAGCAGCUUGGGCAGCUCAAAAAGGCCCUCAACAACGUGCGGUACAAGGGCAACGUGAUUGGCAUUUCGCAGGCAAAGCCCAACUUUAUGGCCCGGUGGAAGGACGACAAGAACCGCCGAUGCAGACAAGACCAUGAUGCCACGCGACAUGCAAAGAAACGGGAGAUUAACAUCAUCCCCGGUAGAAUCCGAAAGACGGCUCGAAGCGCACAAAAGCUGCGGGGCCAGUGGUGCCGCAUGAUCAAGGACGGUAAGGUCGUGCCCGUCAAAUGCAAGCAGUCCAAGCUGUGGGGAUACCAGCGAGACAAGCCUCUGGAUCAGCUGACAUACACUUACCGAAAUGGCCAGUGGUGGAGUGGAAACGACGAUCUCAUUGAGACGGUCAAGUUCCAGGCCGACGAGCCGGGUCUGUUUGAGGAGGAGGAAGAAGAGAAGGGCGAGGAGAAGGACAUGCACACCCGGCUGCUGGAGUCGCUGUUGUCUGGAGGCGGGGACUUUAUUGUCUCCGACGACGACAUUCCUCAGGCUGAGGAGCGUGUGUCCGCUGCAUUCACCGGGGGAAACUACGACGAGCCCGAAUAUGUCAAGACAGAUCCGUACGUGAAGAAGGACCCUAUUUUUGAUGAGCCUCCCAUGGACCGAGACAAACGUCGAACCGACAUGUCCAGUGACGACGACUCUUCUGACUCCAGUGAUGAGGAGAGCGACGACGACGAGGACAAGAAGCAGGGUGGAAAGGAUCAUGGAAAGGAUCAUGGCAAGGGUAAUGGCAAGGGAGCUUCCAAGUCCGGAAGUGGUGAGAAGGGUAAGGAGAAUGAUGAUGACGGCUCUGAUGAUUCUGAUGACGGUUCUGAUGGUGAUUCUGAUGAUGAAUCGGAUUCUGAUGAUGACUCGGAUUCUGAUGAUGAUUCUGAUGAUUCUGAUGAUGAUUCUGAUGAUUCUGAUAAUGAUUCUGAUGAUGAUGACUCCGACGACAAAAUGGAUGCCGAGGAGGAGACUGACCCGCCCAUUCUGCAAUUCGAAAACACAGCCGAUACCGGAACCCUGCGAAACCUGUUCAACCCCGAAAAAGAGUCCAAGUUCACACUAUUUGGAGGCGACGACGACAACGACGAGAUGGAGGUCGAUGAAGAGCAGGUUGAAGAGGACGACAAACCCCAGCAAGAGACGGAGUCCACAGCCCCCAGAGCCACCGCCUCAACCGGACUGUUUUUCCCCCACUCAGACUCCCCUUUCCUGUCGACACAGUCCCAGAUUGCCCAGCUCAACAAGAAGCCCAUUGACAGCGACAAUUGGGAGGCCGAGUUCUGGGAGGAGCGAGGCGAUAUCAAGGACGACGCACGAUCGCGAAAGCGCGACUUCCAGCGAAAGACCAACAAGGACAUCAGAAAGUAG